This is a messenger RNA of Plasmodium berghei ANKA, 6360 nucleotides long. RefSeq names its product atypical protein kinase, ABC-1 family, putative. The transcript has 5 exons. The record is from RefSeq and is a predicted model, not a curated record. The coding region runs from base 1 to 6360 and encodes 2119 amino acids. NCBI's taxonomy places the organism in Eukaryota, Apicomplexa, Aconoidasida, Haemosporida, Plasmodiidae.
AUGAAUCAAUAUGAUCAAUGGAACCGUAGGAUACGAACAAUCUGGUAUUGCAGCAGCUUAUAUGUUGAGUACAAAAAUGCAUUGAGAAAAUCUAAAAAAAUGCCAGUAGAAAAAAAAAAUGAAUAUUGGGAAAAAAAGCAUGAAGAAUUCGCCACAAAAAUGCUAAAUAAUAUUUACGAAUUACGAGGAUGGUGGGUUAAAGUUGGGCAAUUUUUAAGCACCCAAGAAAAUAUUAUGCCAGUUGCAUAUAUAGAAAAGUUCACAAAAUUACAAGAUAUGAUGCCUACCUCACCUUUUGAAAAAAUUGAAGUUAUUUUAAAAAGGGAAUUAGGAAGUAUGUAUGAACUUUUCGAGUAUAUUGAUAAAACUCCGCUUGCAAGUGCAUCAAUAGGACAAGUACACAAAGCUCGAUUGAAAAAAGGGAUGAUUAUUGACAACAUGAACAAGUCAUAUAAAAACGAUUAUAAUGUUAUAAUAAAAAUUCAACAUGAAGGUAUAGAUAAAUUUUUAUCGUCUGAUAUUAGUACAUUGAAAAAAGUAUCAUGGGCUUUUGGAUUAAUAGACAAAAAUUUUAAUUUUGGUGAUUAUAUUGAAGAAUGGCAAAAUUCUGCAUCUAGAGAAUUAAAUUAUAAUUAUGAAUUAUAUCAUCAAUUGUUAGCUUAUAAUACAUGUAAAAAUUCAUCUAUUGAUUUAAAAAUUCCUAAAAUAUAUUGUGCAUAUACAACUUCAAAAGUUUUAGUAAUGGAAUAUAUUAAAGGAUUUAAAAUUACGGAUACAAAAUAUAUAAAAAAAUAUAAUAUAAAUACAUAUGAUUUAAUAUAUAAAAUUAUAGAUUAUUUUGCCUAUCAAAUACAUAGUGAUGGUUUUUUUCAUGGGGAUCCUCAUCCCGGAAAUAUCCUUGUUAUGUUAAAAAGGGAUUGUAAUAAAGAUAAAAGAGCUAGAUCAAAUAAAUGUUCCAAAGAAAAAAAAAAAAAAAAAAAUUAUUAUGAAAUAAAUGAACUAAGUAGCCAAAAUAAAAUGCUUAAUCACAAUGAAAAUGAAUUUAGAAGUCUUUCAAAUUAUGAUAAUAAUAUAAAUAAAUUUAUGAAAAGACAUAGUUUAGGCAAUGAAUCAUGUGCAUCUAUGGAAGAAUUUAUAAGUUCUAGAUAUAAUAUUACAAAAUUAAAAAGUGGAAUAAAUAAAUCUCGAAACUCUUAUUCAAAAAUGUGCAACUCAUCUGCGAUUCAUAAAAAAAGGAAAGAAGAUAUUGCGAACAAAGUUUUGAGGAAUGAUUAUAAAUAUAUUAUUAAUAAUAUUGAUAUAAUUAAUAAUGAAAAUAAAACAAAUGACAAUGGAAUGAAUAAAAGCAAAGAGGAGCAAGAAAGCACUAUAACCUCAAAUAAAAGUGUAUCUAAAUUAGAACAUUCUGGUUCAUAUAUUAAAUCGGAUUCAAAAAUUUUAAAAAUAAAUCAGAAUUGGAAAAAUGGAAUAUUAAAUUUUCUAUGGAAAGAUUCAAAAGAAAUUAAUAAAGAUAAAAUAUGUGCUACAUCAACCGAAUUAGACGAUGAAAUCAUAAAAGAAAAUGAUAAUAAUUUGAGCAAAAAAAGUUAUGACAAUAAUUUAAAAGAAAAAAAAAAAAAAAAAAAAACUUAUGAAUGUGUACCAGUAAUAAUAGAUUGGGGGCUUAUAAAACAAUUAGAUAACGUAAUGAAGUUAGCAUUUUGUAAAUUAGUAUACAAUAUUAAUUGUAUGAACUUUAUAAAUAUAAUAGAAGCAUUUGAAGAUAUGGGGUUCUGUUUUAAUGAUGAUUUCACAUAUGAUCCUGAAAUAUAUAUUGAAAACUUGAAAAAGUUUUUUUUAAAAAAAUUUGAAGAAUCUGAAAUAAAAUUAAAUGAAAAUGAAAAUACUUCAAAUAAUAAUGGAAAAGAAAAUAAUAUGAGUUUUUUAAAAAAUAUGGAUAAAAAUGAAGUUAUUGAAAAAAGUCCUAUAAGUGAUGUUCCUAAAGAUAUUAUUUUUUUUUUAAGAGUUGCAUCUUUGUUACAUGGUUUAUGUACACAAUUAAAUGUAAAAAUAAAUUAUUUAAGUAUAUUUUCAAAACGAGCUAAAGAAGCUUUGGAAAAUACUUAUAAACCUAUUGACACAUCUAUAUAUAUUACACCAAUCAGUAAAAGACCAAAAACAUUUUUAGAAAAAAGAAUACAUAAUUUUAUUAAAAAAUUAUAUCAAAAAAAAAAAAUAUUAGGAUGCCAAAUAUGCAUUAUUCAUAAAAAAAAAAUCGUUGUUGACACAUGUGUUGGAAUGAUAGGAGUUAUUGAUCGACGGCCUAUAACUAGGCAUUCAUUAUUUAAUGGAUAUUCUUUAAAUAAAUUAAUUUUAAAUAUUGCACUGAUUCAUCUUAUUUAUAAUAAAAAUAAUGAUGAAGAUACGUUUGAAAAUGAACAUUUAAAUUUAUGUGGUGUUAAUAAAAAUAGUAAUUUUUCUAAACAAUUUGAAAAAGAUAUAGUUAAACAAAAUGAAAAUAAAAAUAAAAAUUUGAAAGAUUUUCAAGAUCAAACAACACAUUUCGAUUUUUCAAAUUUAAAAAAUGAAAUUGAUGAAAUAGACAAGAUAGAUGAUAGAUGUAAUAAUUCUAAAAAUAUUUCAGUAAUAGAAAAUAGUGAUGAAAAAAAAGAAAAUCAAAAUAAUAACAAAAUAGAAUAUAGUAUAAAUAAUCUACAAUCAAAAGAUUAUAAAAAAAAAAAACUUACUCAAAUAAAUAGUGAAAAAGAGACAUAUAAAAAUAUCGAAUUAGAAAAAAUAAAAAAAUUUAAGCAAAAAUUAAAUUCGCCUAUAUCAAACUAUUGGGACGGAUUUAUAUGUAAUAAUAAAAAAUAUAUAACAAUAAAAGAUUUUUUAACUUUGAAAUGCUAUAUUAGGAAACCAUUUCAUGAAAAUAUAACUUUAAAUAAAUUUAUUAACUAUGAUAGUAUGGUUAAUAUGAUAGAAAAUGCAAAAAAUUAUAAUGUAAAAAAUAAAUCCAAAACAUAUGGUGAAUAUAUGUAUUUAAUUGACACAUAUAUUAUUUCAGAAUUAAUUUACAAUAUUUCUGGAUUAAAAUAUUACGAAUAUAUUUAUAAAAAUAUUAUAAAGCCUUUAAAUUUAGAAGAAGAAAUGUUUAUUCCACUUCCAUCUUAUUUUUUGAACAAUUUUAAUGAUAAAAAUAAAAAAACAAAUAAAACUCCACAAAAUAAUUCCACUAAUAAUAACAAAGUAGUAUCUGGAUUUAUUUCUUCAAAUAAUUUUGGAAAUAUUUCUUCUGAUUUGGUAAAUAUAAAGGAUAAUGAAUUUGAGGCACAUGAUGCUCAAAAUGUUUCAUUUUAUAACUAUAAAGGAUCAUAUAUUGAAUCUUAUUAUAAUUCAAAAGGUAGUGAAAACAAAUGCAAUAAUAAUAUUUCAAAUUUUCGAAAAAAAAAAUAUGAAUAUAAAGAUAAGCGACCGUUUUUUAUAUACAAGGAUAAUAGGAAUAAUUUAGAAAAUCAAGAAUUAUCUAAUAAUGUUUGGUUUAAAAAUAAAAGAAUAAAUGGUAUAUAUAAGCUUUCAAAUAAUUUGUUUGAAAAUAAAUUUAUAAAUAUAAGUAACUAUAACUAUAAAAUAAAUAAAAAUAAUAUUUUAACAAAUAUAAACAAUAAAAAAAACAAUGAGGUUAUUAAAAACUUGAAUAGAUCUGCAAGUGUAGAUGUAUAUUUUUCAACAAAAAAAACUAUAGAUAUUAAAAAAAAAGUAAAAAGUGAAAGUAUUGAAAAAACAAAAGUAUUAUCUUUGAAUAUUAAUCAGCAUUCUUCUGAUUUUAGUGAAAAUACAAACAUAAAGCCAGAAAGGUUUGAUAAAUCGCAAAGUUUUAAAGAUUCGUUAAAAAAAGAAAAUAAUAAGAAAGAAAACUUUUAUGAUGCAAAAGACAAUUUGACAAAAGAUGAGUUAAACGAUGUUCAUGAAAAAUAUCAAAGUAUUGAAACAAAUAAAGAUAAAAAUAAUGGAUGUAAUGAUAAAAUAGAAACUAAUAUAAAACAAAAAGAUGUUUUUAGUUUAAAACAUACAUUUUUUAACCAUGUCGAUAAUUUAAAAGAAAAGACAAGAAAGAUUAAUGAUUCUAUAAAAAAUAUAUAUGAAAAUAAUGAUAGUAUUUUUUUAAAGAAUUUGUUUACAUCUCAAAAGAAAGGAGAAAAAUAUAACAAUAGAAAUUUUGAUAACAAUAAUAAUAUAAACUUUGAUAAUAUUAAAGAUUUGGAAAAAGAUUUCGAUUUAAGAAAUAUAGAAUAUAAGCAUUUAUAUGAAAAAAAAAACUUAAAAAAAAUUCGAAAGCGCGAUAUUUUUUUUGAAAGUAUGUUAAAACAUGGAAAGCUUAAUAAUGUUGAACAAAUUUUGAAUAUAAAUAAAUUAAAAACACCGCUUAAAAAUAUUGAAAAAACAAAAAUAAUAAAUAAUUCUAAUAUAAGAUCACUAAGUUACAAUAAUAUUGAUCAUGAAAAUAAUUUAUUUAAAAAUUCAGAACCAAUUGGAGAUGUAAAUAAAAAUAAAAAUUCAGGAAAAUGUGUAAAUACAAAUUAUGAAAAUAAACAAUUUUUUAAUAAUAUAAAUGAAAAAGGAAAAUUAUAUUAUAAAAACCAAGAAAAUGAAUCAAAUUAUAAUAAAAAAGAAUUAAUUCCAUCGAUUUUUGUAAGCAAUAUUAUUUUAGAACCUAAUGUAGACAAAAAUGAAAAUAGAGAAUCUAUUACUAUUAAAAAUUAUAAAGAAUAUAAAAAUAAUAAUUUAAAUUUUAAUGAAAAUGUUAAAACACUUUAUGAGAGUGUCGUUUCAGAAAAUAGUAGUGAUGAAUCUGUAAAUAGUAUAUUAAAAGAAAAUUAUAAUAAUUAUCAAAAAAAAAAAAAUAUUAAAUAUAAAAAAUUAUAUAAAUAUAUUACCGAACUAAAGGAAUAUAUAAGAAAUAAAGAAAAGCAAUUAGAGAUGAUAAAAAAAAAUGAAUUUGAAUAUAAUAAUAGUUUUAUUUUUGAAAAUGAUCAUAUUUUUAAAAUAAAUCAAGAUAUUUAUAACAAAAAUGAAGGAAAUAACUUUCAGACAAAUAAUAAUAAUUAUGAUAUUAAACAAAAAGAAGCAGAAUAUGAAAUUAUGAAAAAAGAAUUGUUUAAAGAAAAAAAUUUAUUAAAAAAAUUAGUAAAUUAUAAAUAUUCAAUUAUUAAAAAACAAAUAGAAAAUAUAACAAAAAAAAAAACUAAAAAAAUUAUAUAUAAUAAUGAGCAUUCAGAUGAAUAUGCUAUGUUUAGUGAUACUGAUUAUAAUAGUAAUUAUGAAUAUCGAAAUUAUUUUUUUAAUACAGAUUAUUUAAAAAUAAAAGAUAGAAAUAUUAAUGAAAAAAUAAAAAAGUUAGAAACAUAUUUGAUAAUGAAAAAAACAUAUAAGAAAAAUAACUCUGGACAUAUACCUGAAAUACAUCACACUAUUAAUAAACAUACAGAUGUUUAUUGGAAAUUAGUAUAUUCAAAAAGAAAUGAAACUAUAGCAGAGAAAUUAUCAGAAAAUGGAAAUUUGAAAAAUAAUUUUGAUAAUAUAUUAAACUCUAAUUUGCAAAAAGGUAAAAAAAAAAUAAAUCCAGAUAAUGGUUCUGAAAAUAUUGCUAAUGAUAUCCAAAAAAAUAAAGAAAUAAAUAAUAUGAAAAAAGAAAAUGAUAAUAAUGAUAUUAAUUUAAAUAAUGCAAAUGAACAAGAAGAAAAAAUAGAACCAAAAUUUAAAUCGUAUCUAAAUAAUUUUAAUUCAAAACAAUGUAAUAAAUAUAUAUCCUUUUUUCAAUUAGUACAAAACAAACCAUAUGUCUUAGAUCCACUCAUAUAUGAUUCAAAAAAAAUAUUAAACAAAUUUAUACCAAUAAAUGGGCGAUUUACCGCGAAGGCUUUAACUAAAGUUUUAGCCUUUACAAAUGAAAAUUUAUUUUUUCCUUCUAAAAUUAUGAACAAAAUACGAAAAGUUUAUACAAUUGAAGAAAGCAUAGAAUCUUUUAUUUUAACUGGGGGUAUGAGCCGAAAAUGGGGAUUAGGGUUUCAAUUAUUUGAGUGUGAAUAUGAUGGCGAAAUAAAUGAAGAAUUUUCAAUUCAAAAUAAAAAAAACAAAACAAAAAACAAACAACAAAACAAAAAAACAAACAAAAUUAUAGGAUAUGGUCAAUCUGAUUGUUCAGGAUGUUUUACUCUUUCAUUUCCUGAAAUAAAUUUAUCGAUAACCUUAUUAUUAUCCGACUUAUAUAAAGGAGCAGAGACUGCACAUUUAAUAUUGGAAUAUAUAAUGAAGUUAUAUGGAAUUAGACCGAAAUGGAAAGUGCCCAUAAAGGUUUCCAAUUUAUUAAAAGUUUUAUAA